CAAAUGUUUAUAGUGAUACGUAACCAUACUUUCGGUUUAUAAUUGUUAAAAUUUCUGAAGAAUAAGACAUACAGUUUGACUCCGGGAAUAAAUAUCGAGACAAUGGGGCCGAGGAGGAUAGGAAUUGUUGGAUAUGGACAUCUAGGGAAAUACUUGGUUGAACAAGUACAGACAAUACCUGACCUCGAGCUAGCGUUCGUCUGGAACCGCACCCCCGAAGCACUCGAAGACCAGGUGGAUAUCAAGUACAUUUUGCGUGACCUGGAGGCGUUUAGUGAAAGAAACGCAGAUCUCAUCGUUGAGGUUGCACACCCAGACAUCACACUUAAUUAUGGAGACAAGUUCUUACAGAAAGCCGACUAUAUGAUCGGCUCGCCAACAGCUAUGGCAGAUAUAGAGACAGAGCGGAAGUUAAAGGCAGCAGCCAAUCAACAUGGACUUUACGUUCCAUGCGGUGCAUUGUGGGGAGGACAAGAUAUAAAAAAGAUGGCGGACAGGGGAACCUUACAGGCUUUAAAAAUAACGAUGAAGAAGCCGCCACAAUCUUUGAAAUUAGCGGAACCUUUGAAGAGCAAGAAUGACGCUGUCACAAACGAGGCGGUAACAUUGUAUGAUGGUCCUGUGAGAGAUCUCUGCCCGUUGGCCCCUAACAACGUGAACACAAUGGCGGCAGCGGCCGUCGCCGCCCACAGCCUCGGCUUCGACAAGACACAGGGCAGCAUCAUAUCUGAUCCAAGCCUGACAGACUGGCAUAUUGUCCAAGUGGAUGUCUGGGGACCAGGCAACAUAUCCGAGGGCACAGCAUUUCACUGUCAGACCGUGAGGAGAAAUCCCGCCAAAAUAGGGCAGGUUACAGGCUCAGCUACAUACGCCUCGUUUCUCAGUAGCGUUGUGCGCACAGUCAAGGACCAGGUUUCCAUUUAUGUUGAUAUUGUUCAUACGGAUCUAAACAAGAGAAUAGAGUAGUACUUGAUGAAUGUGCCCUUUGUUUUACUUCUGUCCGACUUAAAGUAUAGCAACAAUACAAUUUCAUAAGCC
Messenger RNA from Mya arenaria, 1038 nucleotides. RefSeq names its product aspartate dehydrogenase domain-containing protein-like. Lineage: Eukaryota; Metazoa; Mollusca; Bivalvia; Myida; Myidae. The transcript is spliced from 9 exons. Gene Ontology annotation, molecular function: L-aspartate dehydrogenase [NAD(P)+] activity; NADP binding. The coding region runs from base 103 to 966 and encodes 287 amino acids. The record is from RefSeq and is a predicted model, not a curated record. Gene Ontology annotation, biological process: NAD+ biosynthetic process.